Molecule: messenger RNA, 678 nt
Organism: Cladophialophora psammophila CBS 110553
Lineage: Eukaryota; Fungi; Ascomycota; Eurotiomycetes; Chaetothyriales; Herpotrichiellaceae
Exons: 3
Coding region: 1-678 (225 amino acids)
Source: RefSeq, a predicted model, not a curated record
AUGUCUACUGGGUACGGUGGUUCAAGUGGAGUGAGAUGCUAUUACCUGUACGGCCGUGAAGUAGGCAAGAGUAGGCUAGAUUACCUGGGCCACUGGGCUCGCUGGAAAAUUGGUCACAUAAUACGCGCCGAAAGCCUCGGAUAUCUGACCGAUUCUACUGAUUUCGUCGUCGAAGAGGUGAUUCAACAUGGGGAUAACCACCAGGCAGCUUUGAGUACAUCUUUCUUUCCUCUUGAACUCAACGACGAUCGUAUUGGCAGUGUUUCGACUUGCCCAGCGACGAUCAAGGUCUCAUGGGUGACGAAACCUCACACUGUCACCCGCUGCACCUGCUCAACUUUACAAACAUGCAAGCUUGCCAAGAAAGCUUCAACAAUUGAAUUCACCUUUUGGCAACGUACAGACAAUCUGUACCCUACCUUGAACGCAGGAACCAUACUUGAUUGCAAAGUGGCCGUAAAUGUCGAUUUUGGCGACGAUGGCAGCUAUGACUUCCAGUGGGUUGCAAACAUCACACUGGCAACGAAUGCCAGCAAUGGGAGCUAUGGCACCAUUACACCGCCUGGGGGAGACGCUGAGCGUGGCUAUGGCGCCUUCGUGGACGACAAGCUCAAGAUUUACAUAGGGACCCAGAAUGCGCUGUUCAACCUCAGAUUGUGCCACGACUGGGACUUCUAG